This is a messenger RNA of Dufourea novaeangliae, 501 nucleotides long. RefSeq names its product low molecular weight phosphotyrosine protein phosphatase-like. NCBI's taxonomy places the organism in Eukaryota, Metazoa, Arthropoda, Insecta, Hymenoptera, Halictidae. Bases 15 to 500 code for a protein of 161 amino acids. Gene Ontology annotation, biological process: protein dephosphorylation. Gene Ontology annotation, molecular function: acid phosphatase activity; non-membrane spanning protein tyrosine phosphatase activity. The record is from RefSeq and is a predicted model, not a curated record. Gene Ontology annotation, cellular component: cytoplasm. The transcript has 4 exons.
UAUUAGACAGUAACAUGUCCCAAAGAAAGAAAGUAUUAAUGGUAUGUUUAGGAAACAGUUGUCGUUCUCCAAUUGCAGAAGCUGUGUUUUGCGAUCAAUUAAAGCAAAUGAAUCUAAAUAAUUUUUGGAAAGUAGAUAGUGCUGCACUAUUACAAUAUCAUGUAGGUAAAUGUCCAGAACCUAGAGCUAUGUCCACACUUAAAAAAAGAGGCAUUACACAAUAUACUCAUAAAGCAAGAGUGAUUAAGGAAGAAGAUUUCUAUAAAUAUGAUUGGAUACUUGGAAUGGAUAGUGGUAUAACUUAUGAAUUAUGUCAAAUGCAACCUAAGAAUAGUCAAGCAAAAAUUGAACUCCUUGGAAUGUAUGAUCCAAAUGGAGAACUAAAUAUACGGGACCCAUUAUUUGAUGAUGAUAGUGCUGGAUUUGAGAAAGCAUUUGAACAAGCUACUAGAAGUAUAAAAACAUUUCUAAAGCAACAUGCAGGUGAUAUUUGUGUAUAAA